Molecule: messenger RNA, 1835 nt
Organism: Spodoptera frugiperda (fall armyworm)
Lineage: Eukaryota; Metazoa; Arthropoda; Insecta; Lepidoptera; Noctuidae
Product: dynein regulatory complex subunit 3
Exons: 9
Coding region: 115-1803 (562 amino acids)
Molecular function (GO): protein binding
Source: RefSeq, a predicted model, not a curated record
GUGGAUCAAAUUGUCAGUUACUAUAGCAACCAAAUAAACAAAACUAUAUUAUUUACAUCAAUAAGCACGCAAUCUUUAAUUUACGCUUUAUUUAUAGAAGUAUUAUAAUAAAAAAUGAACACGUUGGAUCAAGAUUCGAUGCCACAGAAGCGAGCGCUGAACAGUCUUAUUAUCCACCCGGAUGUAGAACCGGGUGUAAUCGACAAUGCUAUGCUCAUUCGAUGUAUCUUAGAGAAUGGCCCAACCGAAGAGGCUGGUAGACUUUUUGCUGAAGAAGGUGUUCAUCUCGAUGAAGCACAAGAAGUGAGAUUGGAAUUCCAAAGAAUUCUACGAAUCGAUCAUCUUUGGAUGUUAACAUCUUUAAGAAAGCUCACUUUAGCUCAUAAUUUAAUUGAGAAAAUUGAACAUUUGGACUUACUAGUAGGACUCAAUGAGCUAGACCUGUCCUUUAAUAAGAUUGAAAAAAUCGAGAAUUUGGACGCGUUAGUCAAUUUGGAGGUGUUGACGUUGUUCCAUAAUAAAAUACGGAAACUGGAGAACUUGGACGCCCUAGAGAAUCUCCUGGUAUUCAGCAUUGGCGAUAAUAAGAUAGAAGAUUAUAAGGAGAUGUCGUACCUACGUAGGUUUCGUAAAUUACGAUCAGUAAGUUUCAAAGGCAACCCGUGCUGCGAUGAUCCCAUGUCCUACCAAUUCCUGAAAUCAGCUCUCUCUAGAGUUACCUACCUGGACUAUAAGAUCGUUACUGAAGAAGAGAGGGAGAGCGGGAGAGCUAUGUUUAGAGGUCUUUUACGGAAAAUGGAUGAAGCGGAUGAAAAGACGGAACAGGAGAGGAUAGCUAAAGAGGAGUAUGAUGCAAAGGUCGCGUUCUACGCCAUGUCCUUCGUUGAGUACCUCAGUGGACCUGAGCUCUUGGAAACCAUGUUUGAAAAGGACCCUGACGGACAGCUACUACUCAGCUUCGGUGGAGAACUUACAGCGUAUCAUGAUCAGUACAAAGAGAACUACGUAGAAACGAUGGCUAACCUGGUAGAAUUUGCCCAAGAAGCUUACAACGACAGACAGAACGAAAUCAAACUGUUCAAGGACCUCGUCGACAAUGCUCUCGCAGAAAGUGUCGAGAAAAGUAAAAAAGUGCUAGAAGAAUUCCAAACUAAGAAGAAGCCGGUAAUGGACCAAGUCGCAGAAAUAAGCGCCAAGUUCACGUCGAAACAGAUCAGCUUGGAGCAGAUGGAACCGAUGCUGUUGGAGCUCGGAGAGACGUACCAUGACAUACUGUAUGAGCUGUGGAAGAGCCUUAUGACUACUGAAAUGCAGCUGUUUGAACAAUGCGAGGAUGCACGCGUCCAAUUCUCAGUGAACAUGACAGAAAUGGUGACAAAGUUGCUGGAGGUGUCUCGCAAUGCGUUUGGAUCGUGGCGUGAGCACGAAGGUGUUUGGUCCACUCGGCAAUUUGAGGUGCUCUCCAAGUACCUCGGGAACAAGAUCAUGCUCGGAGACACGUCGCCUGAACUCUUCGAUGUAAUGAUGGAUCGCGAUCUCUUGAUGAACCUCGUGGCUGCAUCAUCAGACAAUCACAUGCGCUUCAUAGACGGAAGGGAAGAUCUACUCACGUCCCGCGCUAAUGCCUGGCGCGAAGAACUCGUCCAGGGAACUAAUGACAAUGAAAUAAAACGCAACAGGGAUAGAAUCCUGGAGAUCAAUUACUUCAUAGACAACCAGCGCGAGGAGUGGGCAGACAUGCACAUGGCACUCACUGAUACCGUGGAUCCUGAUGCUGUGGCCUUGCUGGGAGAUGAUUUUUAAUAUUGUUAUUAUAAUAAAAAGUAUUUGUCAUA